AUGGACCCCAGCAAGCCCAGCAGGCCUAAGCCCUCCAGACCCCCGGCGCGGUUGAGGACGAAGACCGGCUGCUACAAGUGCCGGGAACGGCGCAAGAAGUGCGACGAACGGCGGCCGAUCUGCUCGGCCUGUGAGAGACUGCACAUCGACUGUGUAUAUCGCACGCCAUCCACUGCCUCUGGCCUGUCGCCGCCGGCCAGUCACUCCUCUCCUGCGGCUGCGGCUCACUGGCAGUCGCCCGAGUCGAUUGUGGCCAGCCCGAGCGAUGAGAAUGGGAAUGCGAAUGCGAAUGCGAACGCAGAGGCGAUGGCGAUGGCGAUGGUGAUAGCAACACCCCCGAGGCCAUCUCUGCUAUUCCGCCCUGAGGGGCUCCGGACAGAACGCGACUGGAACAUGUUUCAGUAUUGUUCGACAAGGUACCUUCAGUUGUUGAUGGCUCCCGACGCCACGUCUGAAUUUCGAGAUGUGUCAGCCGUGCUCGCCGCCGGCUUUGAGGUCCCUUGGGUCAUGCACGCUGCGCUCGCCCCCGCCGCUCUGCACGCUUCGCACGCUGCGCUGAUCCCCAAAGAGGAUGCCAUCAUCUACACGCAAAGUGCACUGCAAGGUCUUCGGCAAGCUGCGCAGAGUUCGGAAAACCAGCCCAUUUCGAACGAGUCUUUCCUCGCCGCCUCCCUCUUCCUCGGUGUCUUUGAGGAUUUUUACUCCACUCUUUCAAGUCAGAGCCUGACUCAUUAUCGAGCCAUCGCACGAGUACUGGAAGAACAAGCCGCAGACAUUCCUCGUUUCGAACUCGAUCGGCUCUCAGUCUUUCACCGGACACUCCUCGAUUCCGUCCUCUAUCACUUUUCCACCCGGUUGAUCUUCGAGCGUGACAUCGACGACAUCUGCCAAUCGUUCCCUAGCCAGACAGUGGCGAAAUACAUCGAGGCACUGGACGCGGAUCGCAAAGCAGGCCGACAGCAUGCUUCGAUUCUACCUGUCCUGGGGAAAACUCCCCCAGAACUCUUCCUCCUAAUUUACCAAAUUACAUGGCUGAGUAGACAACUGCCGUUUCAUCACGGCCAUAACUACACGCUCGCUCUACAGUGCUUGACUGAGCUGGGUCAUCUUCAGGAUACCUGUUCGAUCUUCAAUAGCAAUGAUGCGGUCGCAAGCCAAUUUGAUCACGACACGAGGGCACGCAACUCCACCGUCGCGGGGAAGCUCUACUUCCUGGCAACCCGGAUAUUCAUUGGGAAAGUGCUUGAUCCCGGCGGUGUAUACAGCGGAUCCCCCGAGAUCCAGAAGCUCGUCGAGGAGGGCCUGGAACUUCUCAGGGUGUUUGACGGAAGUGCACCCUGUGGACAAUUUAUCUGCUGGCCGAUCCUUGUCUUGGGCUGUGCGGCUUGCCCAAUUGCCGCUGCGGAAACGAAACUCAAGCUCCCCCGUGCUCCAGAUCAAACACUACGGCUGGAGAUGCGGGUAUUAAUUCAGAGCCAACUCGUACAGAUCUGGAAGAUUUCUUAUUCCGGCUAUGUGAGACGCACUGCAAGCGCUCUUGAGAAGAUCUGGAAACUUCCCAAACUACUGGCUAAAGUCCCCGGUGGGAGGCGCUCUCGCGAUCCUGAAGUGGAAUAUGAUGGUCUCAUGGCGUUGAUGUCAAAAACUGGAGUAGGAACAGCGUUGCCAUUCCAGGAAGAUGGCUAG
This is a messenger RNA of Capronia epimyces CBS 606.96, 1686 nucleotides long. RefSeq lists its product as uncharacterized. The record is from RefSeq and is a predicted model, not a curated record. Gene Ontology annotation, molecular function: zinc ion binding; transcription cis-regulatory region binding; DNA-binding transcription factor activity, RNA polymerase II-specific. Gene Ontology annotation, cellular component: nucleus. NCBI's taxonomy places the organism in Eukaryota, Fungi, Ascomycota, Eurotiomycetes, Chaetothyriales, Herpotrichiellaceae. Gene Ontology annotation, biological process: positive regulation of transcription by RNA polymerase II. The transcript is spliced from 2 exons. The coding region runs from base 1 to 1686 and encodes 561 amino acids.